Ophidiomyces ophidiicola is the source of this 960-nucleotide messenger RNA. RefSeq lists its product as uncharacterized. The record is from RefSeq and is a predicted model, not a curated record. Lineage: Eukaryota; Fungi; Ascomycota; Eurotiomycetes; Onygenales; Onygenaceae. The coding region runs from base 1 to 960 and encodes 319 amino acids. The transcript has a single exon.
AUGACGCAGGACGACAGCGCAGUUGCGGAUUUGCUUCCAGUUCUUGACUCUAUUCCUGACCCUGUGGGAGCUUUGGAAGCUUCCAACAUGUGCCCGUCGAUUUACAAGUCAUUCAUGAAAAACCAAUACAACCUGAAGGCUGGACCUUUUGUUACAAAUGGGCCGAUAUUUGAGCCCGAAACUUCCCUACAGGAGCCAAUCGCUGAGUGGAUACCAGAAAAUCCAGACUAUUCACAGAUCAAUACUUCUAUGUUGUUCCAGUCUUCUCUUGAUUCGACUUUCCCUCAAGUAACUCCCCCCACAAUGGCAUCUUGUUCUUGCCUAUCUUAUCUCUACUUAUGCCUCAGCUCUAUAUCAACACUAUCCUCAUUUCCUCUCUCAGUCCACACCUUAACAACAUUAUACAAUGCAGCUCGCACUGCAAAAGCCGUGAUAUUUUGUGAGGUAUGCCCACGGGCAUUUAACACCUCAAUGCAAAAUCUCAUGCUCCUUGGGACACUUUUAAAUGUGGUUGCAGAUGCAUGGCUUGUUGUAUCUGGAAAAGAUCCUGAGGCUUUGGGUACCGUCAGCGUCGAUCCAUCGCACCUCUCUUUGUUGCCCAACGAUUCGGAGCUUCGCCGGGAGCACUGGGACAAAUGGUUACGUAACGUCAUAAAACAUGCCGUGGUUGGAAGCAGUGUGCCGCCGAUUGUUCAGGCAGUGCAGUCCCAGUGCAUGAGUACGCCAAGCCUACUCUCUUUGGUCGAGGAUCUUGAAGAGAGACAACGAAGGCGCCAUGAAGACCUCAAGGCUGGGAGGGAACCAAUGGAUGCGCUAGUAAAAUCAUCAAUAUUAUCAAAGUCUUACUAUAAAGAAGAUGAUGAGCAUGAUUAUUUCUGCUUGAGGGUAAUUGGUAGUGUGAGGAAGGUGAUCGCGAGGUUUAAUUUCGGUGAUGAAUGUCAACCGACGACGGUUAUAUAG